CAUGCGCAAGCGCAGCCAAGUUCACGUGGGAAAAGUUUACUUCUAUUUCAAAUAAUUUGUGAUAAACUUCGAGGUCUUUUUCCGAUGGCGAUGUCGAGCAAUUAUAAUUUGCGGACCAAAGUGCUAGUCCAGCCAUUAGUGCUUUUCCAGAUCAUCGACGCCUACGAGCGUCGGCCCAAGGAUGCCAAUCAGGUUAUUGGCACUCUGCUGGGUCGCUUCAAUAACAAGCACGGUCGCACUGAAAUCACCAACUGUUUCUCGGUUCUGUACAAGGAGAAUGGCGGCCGCCUUGACCUGAAUCUCGGUUAUGCCACAGACAUGCUGGAGCUGAACCAGCUCACAUUUCCUCAGGAGCGCGUGGUCGGAUGGUUCUCCACCGGGAAGGCUGUCUCGCGAUCGGCCACCCAGUUACACGAAUAUUAUGCCAAGGAAUGUACAGAGGGGCGGCCGUUGCACUUGCUGGUGGAUGCCGCCCUGCGGGGACAGCGCCUCUCGACGCGCCUGUACUGCGCCGUGGAGAUGGGGGUGCCCGGCGGCACCAAGGGUCUUAUGUUUUCCAUGCUGCCCCUGGAGAUGGCCAGUGGCAGUGCCGAGGCGGUGGCCCUGCGUCUGAUGCAAAAGCAGAAUUCGCACUCGACCAACAAGCAGGUGGGGCACAUCCUCCCGGAGUUGGUGCAGGUGGUUGAUGCUACGCGGGACCUCCAGCAGCGUCUGGACCUAGUGCUGCGCUACAUCAACGAUGUCCUGGCCCGGAAGAGACGUCCGGACAAUGUAGUUGGACGGGCCCUGCAUGAUGCUUUGACCUCUGUACCCAUGGUGGACUCGGAUAGCUUCCGUAUGAUGUUCAAUGCCAACGUGCGCGAUAUGCUUAUGGCCAUCACGCUCUCCACGAUGAUCAAGACCCAGUUGCAAAUUAGCGAGAAGUUGUCCGGAAUGCCGGAUCAGGAUCUGGACUCCCACCACUCCAAGUUUAAGUUCUGUCAAUAAAGAACUGCAUUCCCGGGGCAUUCCCCGUUUCGUAUGUGGAAGCUUCCACCGCGUA
This is a messenger RNA of Drosophila serrata, 1042 nucleotides long. It is a transcript of the gene eIF3f2, whose product is annotated as eukaryotic translation initiation factor 3 subunit f2. NCBI's taxonomy places the organism in Eukaryota, Metazoa, Arthropoda, Insecta, Diptera, Drosophilidae. Gene Ontology annotation, biological process: translational initiation. Gene Ontology annotation, cellular component: eukaryotic translation initiation factor 3 complex, eIF3m. Gene Ontology annotation, molecular function: metallopeptidase activity; translation initiation factor binding; translation initiation factor activity. The record is from RefSeq and is a predicted model, not a curated record.